Messenger RNA from Homalodisca vitripennis (glassy-winged sharpshooter), 3758 nucleotides. It is a transcript of the gene Con, whose product is annotated as connectin. The transcript has 6 exons. The record is from RefSeq and is a predicted model, not a curated record. Gene Ontology annotation, molecular function: protein binding. Lineage: Eukaryota; Metazoa; Arthropoda; Insecta; Hemiptera; Cicadellidae. The coding region runs from base 1 to 1953 and encodes 650 amino acids.
AUGGGUGAGGGGUUAGGGGAUGAAUGGGAACGGGAGAGGGUGACGCUCUUGAGGGUGUGGAAGUCACCCGGCCACUACAAGAGUGAUCCUUUCUUCUCCCUCUCCUCCUCCUUCGCAUCAUGGGUGGGCCCCGCAGGUUACGCCGACAGCAUGGGACCACGAUCAUUUUCACCCUCUAAUGAAGACCGAAGGUCUCAAAGGCAGCCGCUGUCACACCAGAUCACGGUGGAUCAGCAAGCUCUUACACUGUCGAGUACAGCUAGCUCGCUUGACUCAUGUCUGCAGCGUGUGGGGGGUGACUUGAGUUUGUUUGUUUGUCUUCAUGCUACUGAAGCCGUGGGCAUUGUUUGUUUAGGAUUUGAAGGGACCAUCAGGAAAUCUCCCAUCAUCGAAAACAGGAAUCGUGGGGGAAAACAGCAGCUGUGUUUGAAAACGGGAUCCUUACUACUACUAGCUGUGGUGACGGCAGCAAAGAAAAAGGACAAGAAGAAGGCAAUUGACAGGUAUCUCACACCAGCACCACCGACCGUGAAAGAGGAAGUGAACAUCUGCGACCUACAGAGUCAGCGGGAACUUAACAUAUAUUGCCACUGUGAUGUUAUGGAAUGGCAGAACGCAACAACCGCCAACUGUUGGAUAUUUAACCUCGGGGAAAGGCCUGAGGCGCCCAUCUGGGACGAAUUCCGCUCCCAGGGCAAUAUCACCAAACUGGACUUUCACAUAAGGACUCAAUCGACACUUACGUUUAUCCCUACUAGAGCAUUGUCGCAUCUACGACAGUUGAAGACACUGGAAAUCGUCUACGCCACGAUAGAUACAGUAGAACCGUUCGCUUUCGCCAACCUGACUCUUCUUCAGGACCUAGCGCUGACCAGGAACGGGAUCGUGACAUUGAUGCCCUACUCCUUCAGCCAUCUGCCUGAGCUGAAAGUAAUCACACUCGGAGAGAACAGAAUAGCCGAACUGCAGAGAGACGUGUUCAUCGCACUCCCAUCCCUGCGAAAGCUGUACAUCGAUAGGAACAACCUCAGUGUCCUCCACGACAGGGCGUUCUCGCACUUGACUCACCUGGGAGAGUUGGAGCUCCAUGGCAACCAACUGACGGUUGUUACCAGAGAGACUUUUGCUGGUCUUUCUUCUUUGAAACGGCUGGACUUGCAUCAGAACAGUUUGACGAUGCUGGGUGACUACACGUUCUCGGAGACUCCACAGUUAGAGGAACUACUGGUGGAGGGCAACAGCAUCCAAUACAUCAGUGAGCGCGCGUUCCACGGCGUGUCGAUGCUGAACCGUCUCGUCCUGAGUGAGAACAAACUGCAGGUGCUGUCCAGUAACGUGCUCACACCUGUGCCGAGGGUACGCUUCCUCGACCUGCGUGACAACUACCUGCACACUCUUACUCAUGACACCAUCAGUCCCAUCCUACCUAACCUGCGCAACGUUACAUCCUACUUCUUCAUCGAAGGAAACCGGUUCUCCUGCGACUGUCGGCUUGCCUGGAUGCACACAUUGCUGAACGAGACCCCCAACGAGCACGUGCGUAACGUCAUCGAAGAGCUCACCUGUUUCUGGAACCGCUCGGAACACAUGGAGGGAGGAGUGGCGCCUUUGACCUCACAGAGUCACGCCCGCCACCCCUACACACCCCACCACGAUACUCAUCGCCCCCAUUACGACCCACAUCGGCCCCACCAUGAUCAAAGGGAAGAACCCAACGACAUCAACAGCUACGACGAAGAUGAUGACGAUUACGUUUCGGAAACGGGAAAACAAACCAACUUCUUGGACAUUCCUACGGAGACACUGCCCUGCCCAGAGGCUCUCAAGCACGCCACCGACUCCCCCCUGACGGCCGACACUCAUCACGAGAUCCUCGCCUCUAGCUCGUCCACAAUACUCAGGCUGAGUCUCCUUCUGCCCCUCCUACCACUGCUGAGUUCCCUAGCCACGUGAACCUACCCCUCAUAAUCCUCCUGAGAGCCGAGAGACGAGACUGACACCACGGACCUUUGAACAGUGUCCUCUAGACUGUUUUCUAAGGUUUUAUACGUUUGCUCUUGUUGUUAGGGAGCUAGUGAGUUCUUUACUGUCACUCCUUGUUACUUUUGAACAUAUUAUAAAUCUGUAAAAGUACAUUAAUAUGAUGAUAAUCUUCUCCAAAAAUUGAAGAUUUAACAUUUUUUUUAUAGUUUCAUAAAUUUUCUCUCCUGUAUACCGCUUUGAUUGACAUAAUAUGGAAGUUGUGUCGAAUAAUUUAUCUAACGCCCGCCAAGUCAGUAAGAAACAGAGACCAAUAAAUUGGUAUCUGAUAUGGUGUAUUUAAAAACAUAUAAUUUACCUUGAAUAUAAUGUAUAACUUACCUGUAAAGGAUUAAAAGAAAUAGCAUAGUAAAUGUUUUAUGAAUAUAAAAUAAUAUUUAAUAAAUUCAGAAUACAUAACAGUUUUGGAAUAUGUUAAGCAUCAGAUUAGUUCUAUGGUUUAAAUGAAUAUUUUCUUGUUCAUAUCAUUAAAGAAAAAAUAAAAGUAAUUUAAACAAACUGGAAUGAUAUAGCGUUGAAGUAAAUACAGGUUAAGAAAACCAGUACUUAAUUAGUUCAAAAGUACCAAGAGUAAUACUUUUUGCAAUGUGUACCCCGUCACCCAACAGUCUAUUUUUCUAAGUGUUAAUCGUUUUAAGCACACCGUAACGUCUAGAGGCAUUAUAAUUGUAAAUAGUGUUUACAGAAUCCUGCAGCUGUUGUAAAUAAUACCGCAAAAAUGAUUGGGAAAGAAGAAUUUUUAUUUGUGCAAUGAUGGAAUACGUUAAAUGUAGUUUAUCUACGAAUUUGUUUUGUCAGUUGUUGCUUGCUAAGUUAUGUGGCUUCAUCACUUUUUUCAAUUAUUAAUGUUGGUAUUUGUGAAAGGUCGCCAUAUUUUUAUAUCUUGCAAUUCAAUUUAAUUUCAAAGCUUUUCGACUGAUAUGUUCAGAUCAGUAUCUCAAUAUUUGCCGAGUGUUUAAUGUUAUGUACCAUUGUAAUGUCCUCACAUUCCACCCACCUGACUCGAGGAGUUACUAUAGGUCGAUUUGUACAAAAGAACUUUUUCACAUUGCCAUUUUUACUAAGGUGUAUCCUCUGUACAUAUUGAUGUAUAUAAAGUCAUUAAGGGAGGCCGAGUGAAGACCUAAAUGUAAUACGAGUAUGGUUAUACGUAUUAAAAACUUACUAAAUAUUUGAAGCCUUGCCUACAUGUUAGAUUGGCUACUGUGAAUAAGCACGUAUUUUUUGUGAUAAUUACUAAGACCUAAAAUGUAUUUUAUACUAAGAAUUCAAACGUCAUCCCUUUUGUUAAAUUAAAUCUUUUUGACGUGAUGUAACAGAAUAUAAUACUUUUAUGAGUAGUGAUAUCAUAAAAAAAUUUAAUUUGACAUAUUUUUGUUAUUUAACCCAUACAAUACGACUAUUUUAGAACAUAUUUUUCUAAGUUACGAGAAACCACGUAAAGUGGAUAGUAUAAAUUGUAAUUAGCAUAUAUUAGUAGGGUACAUUCAUCAAUCAACAAUUAAAUUAUGUGUCUUGUUAACAAACUGAUUAUUAUCGUUGAAAGCACUUUGAUCGUCAAUUUCUUUGCUCCUUAUUCUUGUAGUAACUGCUUUCGGUUAUAUUUUUAAUUAAUUUAUAACGCUAUAAAACUCAGUGUUUUUUAUUCAUUCUACUUGGAUCACAAAAAAUAAUGUCAUCAUGUGUAUUAAUUUGAAUAAAUGUAUUUCUUUGUAAAA